UUGUUGCUCAUGACGUAGCAUGAAAGUAAAAAAAAAAAAAAAAUUAAAAAAAAAUGUUUGCUUAUGUUUUUCAUCCAGAUAAUGCAAUGCAGUUGUGAUCCAGGUAUUGUAUGUAACCUGUGAAUGCAUGAGUCACGCAAGAUGCUCAUCUUCUAAGGUUCACCACCACCACCACCACCAGCAGCAGCACCAGCAGCAGACAGCGUCACCCCAACCACUCUGUUGCCCACACAGGCGUUAGAGAGGGAGGAGGGCGCUGCUGGAUCCGGUCGAUUAGACUCCCCUCCGCUGGGCUGAUCACAUUGAUUGAUCGUCGGGUGCGUCCCGGAGGAACCCCCCCUACCCAAUCCCACCCACACCCCCAUUCCCCCACCCCCUUUUGCGAGGAGUAGGGAGGAUCGAGGGGGGAGAGACCGCUGUUGUGUGGCCGCAGAUGACACGCAGAAGAAAGUGUGUGGGCGGAUGAGGAAGUUCAGAGCUCGGAUUGAUGGUUACACACCUACUGUACUGGCACUUUUAUCGCGGCAGCGGCAGCAGCACACACCGGGAUCUCUAUCCACCAGUUCCUGUGAUCAGAGGUGAUCCGCGCAUGGGAAAAUGACAAUCAAGUUUGUGGUCAUCCUCUUUAUACUUCUGCUCGUUCAAGGUGCUCGUUCUGAUCCACUGGAAUAUGGCGACGACGAUGAAGAUCACCAUGAUACCACUGUCAAUCAAAUGCUGGUUCCCAGGUCGCACCAGGAGGAUGCCACUCUGAUACUGAACAAUCUGCUGAAGGAAUAUGACAAGACGCUUCGGCCAGACAUUGGAGUGAAACCAACAGUCAUCGAUGUGGGCAUAUAUGUCAACAGCAUCGGGCCUGUGUCAUCCAUCGAUAUGGAGUACCAGAUCGAUAUUAUCUUCGCCCAGACCUGGGUGGACACCCGUCUGCGGUAUAACAGCAGCAGCAUGCGGAUUCUAACCCUCAACAGCAAUAUGGUCGGCUUGAUCUGGCUGCCCGACACCAUCUUUAGGAAUUCCAAGACUGCCGACUCUCACUGGAUAACAACACCCAAUCAGCUGCUGCGGAUCUGGAACAACGGAAAAAUACUCUACACACUGAGGAUGACCAUCAACGCAGAAUGCCAGCUGCAACUACAUAAUUUCCCAAUGGACGAACACUCCUGUCCUCUCGUCUUCUCCAGCUACGGCUACCCGCGGGACGAGAUUGUGUACAGGUGGAGGCGAAACUCAGUGGAAACUUCAGACCAGAAAUACUGGAGGCUUUACCAGUUUGAUUUCAUGGGGCUCAGAAACACCACAGAUGUGCUCUCGACGACAGCAGGUGACUACGUGUUGAUGACAGUGUACUUCGACCUUAGCAGAAGAAUGGGCUACUUCACUAUCCAGACCUACAUCCCCUGCAUCCUGACUGUGGUCCUCUCCUGGGUCUCCUUCUGGAUCAAGAGCGACGCUACGCCUGCAAGGACGGCCUUAGGUAUCACCACGGUGCUGACCAUGACCACGCUGAGCACAGUGGCCAGAAACUCGCUACCCAGAGUGUCCUACGUGACGGCCAUGGACCUGUUUGUCACCGUCUGCUUCCUGUUUGUCUUCGCUGCCAUGAUCGAGUACGCGAUGCUCAACUACUACUCCUACAGUAUACGCAGACCUCCUGCUAAGACGCAGAGAAUGGCCUACUCAUCUUUCAACAUGAGUCGCAACCCUCGGACCAUGAUGCCCAUGGGAAACUCCCUCUUCUGGCACGACUACGACGACAACUGUCUGUACGAGUGCCUGGACGGGAAGGACUGCAAGAGCUUCUUCUGCUGCUACGAGGAGUGUAAAGAAGGCGGCUGGAAGAAAGGAAAGAUCCACGUCAACAUCAGCGAGCUGGAUUCCUACUCUCGGGUUUUCUUCCCCACGUCCUUCUUGCUCUUCAACAUCGUCUACUGGGUCAGCUACCUCUACCUCUAGUGGGUCAUGGCCCCGUGAUCCGUGGGCCCUUUGCUGAAACAGCCACACUACCCGACACUUUGCACUGCGGCUCAUGAUUAGAGGUCACAACUAAGCGUGGGAGAGGAAAUGAGACGGAUCCAGAUGUGCUGCCUUUGGAGCGGCAUAACUGAAACAAUGUGUGUGCCGUCGUACACCAGUGUAAAGGCCAUGAUACUUUGAGCCGUGGCGCUCCCAGGAGAAUAACAUGCUCAGCAGUAGAACAACAAGCCCUUCAGCAUUAACUUGAAUGGAUAGGUUCCGUUUAUGACUCUCUCAGAAACCAAACAACAGACGGCCGUGACUUCAGAGACAUUCGGGGACGGGGGUUGCAUUGCUGAAUCUUGGUCGUCGAGAUGGCGAAGCACCCAUAGUGCCUUCUUUAGAAAGGGUGCAGCACUGAGAGACGCAGCUUCAGAGUUCCCUCCAUUAUCUUUAUUACCUCAUCCAUCACACCACUGCAUGCUGAGCUGUUUAUUCUUUGAUGAAGCAAACCCAGAACACGGUUCUCACCACUGGAGAUGUUUAAAACUAACAGUCACCGUUUUCAUUUUGUAGCACAUUAGUUUUAGUUGUACCCUAGAAUUAGUUCUCCUUUCUAAUAAUAGUACUGUUUUCUUAUUCUUCUUAUUCUUAUUAUUAUUAUGAUUAUUAUUAUUAGAAUUAGUUGUAUUUUCACAGCAAGUCAAUUAGCUCACACAUCAGUUGUUAAUUGUUAAACAUGAGUUAGUGUCAGGGGCAGUGGUUGUUUGGUAUAAUCUUGUUUAUUAAGUCAGUGAGCUUUUGUUCAUGAUGCUUUAUGACCAGUCGAUGCAGUUUACAGUAGAUGCCAAGAAGAUUUGGGUGUUUUUAAUAAAUGCUGGGUUACAUUCUUACACGCCAAAUAUAUAAGAACCGCGUAAAUACAUACCAAUCUAAUACUAAACAUGCUAAUCUCAUCCCCAGGCAUAUUAUGUAUGUUACAGUACAUGAAUAAAGAGAUUAGGGUUAGAGAAAUGCUGGUUUCUUCCUGACAACAGCUGUAAGAAAACAGUUUCGUGUUUUAUAUUUCAUGCACUUUUAUUCUUAUUUAUAUAGAUGUUUUAUUAUUUAUAGAGCUCGUGGAUUACCAAGGCUUAAAGAACAAAGUCGACAUUUCGGGAAAUGCACAUACCGUAAUUUCACAAAUAGUGGCCAGAGCUUUUAUUUACCUCUAUGACAGGCUGUGUUUAGGACAUGCUUGUUAUUUCCCGUUUCCCAGUUAAUGCAAACUCAAACUUCCCCCAUGUUUGCCUUUUGUCUUGAUAAAGUCAGUAUAAACGGCACUAGCUCCAUCAGUACAGCAAAAGUCAUGUCAGCUGUUCAACUUUUUAUCAUUAAGCUCAAAACUCAAGAUUUCCUCCAGAAUUUUCACACUAAAAGUCUUCGGCAGGCUGCAACACUUAAACAUGGAGGUAAGCAAAACAUCAGGAAGCGUUGAUUUUUGUUUACAGUAACUUGACAUUGAGUACUGCAAAGAAGAAACAACUGGAAUUAAGUGGUUAUUUAUUUCUGUUUAAAAAAGAGUGAGAGAGCGAUGAGUAAAACAUCACUGUUGUUGUACUAAUGAAUUAGUGCCAUGGAAAUGUAUAUUAUACUGAAUUUACCAACAGCUAGCCUGGCUCUGUCCAAAGAUAAAAUAAUACACCCGCCAGGACUUCUAAAGGUCGUUAGUUAGCACAUUAAAUCUUGUGUUUUUUAUCUGUAUAAAAACCAAUUAAAAAAGUAUAAAAUAGUAGUUUUCUGUUUUAGAGGUUGUCAAAAGGUGGUGAAAAAACUUCCACCUACCAGGACCUCCAAAGUUUCACCUUUUUUUGGGGGGAGUUAUGUGAGAUUAACUUCUGCUGGUUGCCUGGCAACUGGUCUUGGCCAUAAAAUUAGUAUUUGUUUCCCCUGUUUCCUUUAAGCUAAGAUAGCUUGUUGCUGCCUGUAGCUUCAUAUUUACCACACAGACAUGAGAGUAGUUUCUCAUCUCAUAUUAUUCUUAGCAAGAAAGCAAAUAAGCAUAUUACCAAUAAUGUUGAGCUAUUCCUUUAAGCUGUUACUAACUCCAAAUAAAUUACAUCAGCGGUGGUUUCAGCUGCACAUGAUGUAAUUCUGGGUAAAUAUGAAAUAACUGUUUUGGCAGGAAAAUAAUUCAAAACAAAUAUGUUGGAUAUUGGUACAAAUGAGCUGCAGAAACAUUAGUUUUGGCCACAAGCCACUUGAACCGUGAAACACAUACAACCACACAUACUGUACAUGGCCUAUUUAUUUUGCAGUAGACUCAUUUCAUCCAGUUUCAGAGACAGAGCUUGGGUACAUGAAAUUGGAGUCUUGAUGAAAGCUUAGUUUAACUUUCUUUUUUUUUUUCCUGAUGAAAAAUGAAAGGGAUUUUCGAUGUCCUGCCAUAUGCAGGACCUAAGGACACGUCGUCUUGUGUGCCCAGCUGGCAAUGAUCACAGGUGCUGUAAAAUAGGUUCUAUAUAGUGUGAUACCCCCAUACACUCACAUACUGUACACAGCGCGGUGUUAAAAAAUGAAUGAUUCAGGAUGAGUCCCACAUCCCCUCCUUCAAACAUGUAAAAUUUAUGCCAUAUAUGGAGGCAUACGGACACACAUGUUCAAAAAAACAAAAAAAAAAAACCAAAAGAACAAACACACAGGGAUGGACGGUACCGACGGCGUUUGAAACAUUUUGGUUCUGUUUACUGUUAUAUGGUGUUUUUUGCAGUUGUUUCGCUUUGUAGAACAAUCAACCCCCCUUUUCCUCUCUUCCUCUUCCUCCCCUCCCCAAACACAAACACACACUUUUCCCCCAGUAUUUGUAUGUUCAGAGAAAAGCUUUUAUGUAAGAUGUAUCUAAUUAAUGUUUCUAUUUUCAUACAGUUAUAUAUGGAAUGUAUGUUAGGCCAGUAGCGAGGCCGGAGUCGAUCUGGUUCCAGUUCAGUCAGUUCAAGCAGCCUAAAUGAGUUUAUAUUUCGGGGUCCUACAUAUUCAUAAGGCCUCCAGACACAUUUGCUUCCUGUCCAGAGGUUUGUAAUUACAAAUCAGAUUGCCUCGAGUGAUGCUAGAGAAACAGCAGAAGGGCUGUUACCCUGUGGACCAUUACUUACUCUGCUGAUUUAAUAUAUUAGCUCACAUGAGACAGUGAAAUUAGAUUAGUAUUUUGACAUUACAUCUAUCUAUCUAUCUAUCUACCUACCUACCUACCUACCUACCUACCUACCUACCUAUCUAUCUAUCUAUCUAUCUAUGAACUGACUGAAUUGAACAGAGCUUGGCCUACACCGCAGUAAACUCUCCUCACCUCUGAUAUUUCUACUACACUUUAUAAGUGUCUUAGUCCGUUGAGAUACUUCAAUAAAGCAAAAUCGCUAUUUUCUACGUCUUAAUGAAAAUCACCUGUGUGUUUCAACUGACUGGGACCUGUAUUUAUAAAGCCUCUUUGGAAUCAGAGUACUAACCCAGGAUCGGUACUGGCGAGCAAAUUUAACUCACUCAAGAGCCUCUUUUGGAGACCUCAUCACCUGCAUCAUAGUUUCUCUGAAAGGCGGCGCAUUGUUUGCACCGAGGUGACACAAAGUCGUGUAUUACUGCUAUUUUACCCUGCGAACCAAUUUAGUCCUGAUUGUCAGCGAGGUCUCUGGAGGGCGAGGCUGUACAAAAACAAAGCCGCUCUGAUCCUGGAUCAGCACUCCGAAGGGAAAUAUUUUAUGAAAACAGGAUCUAGAGUGAAAAUAGGUAUCUUUUUUCUAGUGCGUGGUACAUUGCUUAUAUUAAUAAAUAACGUUUUGGU
Molecule: messenger RNA, 5767 nt
Organism: Seriola aureovittata
Lineage: Eukaryota; Metazoa; Chordata; Actinopteri; Carangiformes; Carangidae
Product: gamma-aminobutyric acid receptor subunit gamma-3-like
Exons: 10
Coding region: 598-1953 (451 amino acids)
Biological process (GO): chloride transport; signal transduction; synaptic transmission, GABAergic
Cellular component (GO): synapse; neuron projection; dendrite membrane
Molecular function (GO): GABA-gated chloride ion channel activity; transmitter-gated monoatomic ion channel activity involved in regulation of postsynaptic membrane potential; GABA-A receptor activity
Source: RefSeq, a predicted model, not a curated record